UGUUUAAAAGUCUGCCUGGUCAUCAGAUUCCAGUCGUCUUGUUUCUGCCUCAGAUGAUAAAACUCUAAAAUUAUGGAAUGUGAGAUCUGGAAAAUGUUUGAAAACACUGCAGUAAUUAUGUCUUUCGUUGCAACUUCAAUAGCAUGUAUAUUUUACAGACUUUCAUGACCAUUAAUCAUCUCCUAAAACUGGGGAAAGCUCUCUAAAGCCUCCUUAAGAGUAACCUUAUCCGUUACCCUAUUCCACCAACCUCUUUGUCCUUUUCUGUUUCAAGCAACUUUGAGAUCCCGACUUCUCUAUGGAAGCUUAAGCCGUAGAUGCUAAAACAAACGUUUGCUCGUUACUCCCAGCAGAGCACCGGCUUUUAAAGGACCUCAACAGACACGUUUCUUAACCCUGAUGAAGCUUUUACAGGGGAAACUUAAACCAGGAAUUUUACAAUCUGGCAUAAAUUCUGUCACCCGCCCCGUGACUCCAUCGCCACACAUGCCACCAGGCUCCACACCACAACAAACAGGAGGGAGCGGAACCCAUGCAAAGCAGGAGCUUCCCCCGUUUCCGGCGUCUGGGUGGAUCUACGUUAGCUGCCGUUUAGGCAGCUUACGCGUCAAGUGUGGGCCUAAGCCUGCAGCUAAGGUAGGCAUCAGCAAAUCUAGUCCUUCUCUGUGACAAUUUCCAAAAAGAAAUGGUUUUUGAAACAACGAUCCACUGCUUCCCACACUAUCCAUUCCAGUCAGGUCCGGGACACACCCUACCCAGCUAAUGCACUCACCCAAGAAGGCAGUCGCUUUCGCAUUUGAAGGGCGGGUCGAAAAAGACCGGAAAUGAACAUUGGCGACUUUUUUUACGCAGGCGCAGAUGGCCGUCUCCCAUUGGUCAUCUCUGCUCGGUAGUGGUAGGAGGGACUUCCUUUGCACAUGCGCCAGGCUGCUUUUCCGGCUUUGUUGGAGAUUGACGCGGCAGUGCACACCUGCUGGUGCGUGCAAAAGUAGCAGACAGGCCAGAGUUUCCAGUUUCGGUGGCUUCGUAGGCUUUUAGCUUCUGAAAUCCGCUAAAAGCGGCGGUUCAUUCAUCUUCAAGUACCUAACCUGACUGGUAGGGCUGCUCAGCAUUCUGAAACAUUUCGACCUGGGGAGGGGGCGGCGGUGAAAGAAUACUUUCUGUAGAGAGUGCCCCUCGCGUCGCCCCUGCUUUGAAGGCUUUACGUAUUAACGGAAUGCCGAACAUUUGUGUCCUACUUGCUGACAGCGCACAGGAUCCUUCUAACAGUACUUCUCAAGUACUUAACAAAAAGAUGAAAACCUGAAGUCCAAGCCGUGCUGCUGAUUCCGUCUAUCUCACAGUUUAAAGACUGUCCAGAAACUUUAAGCUUUCAAAACUGUACAUUUUAAAAUCCUGUGCGUUUAUCUUCAUUUUGCUGGGCAGAAAGCCAAAGUACUGGACUGCCUGGUUCAGGGCUGAACGCCUAGUACACCUGCUAACUUGGAGCUUCAGAGCCAUGGCAACCAAGGAGUCAGGAGACGCCAAAGCACAGUUGGCCCUCUCCUCAUCGGCCAAUCAGAGCAAGGAAGUGCCUGAAAACCCAAACUAUGCUCUCAGAUGUACUCUCGUGGGACACAGGGAAGCAGUGUCAUCAGUUAAGUUUAGUCCUAAUGGAGAAUGGCUAGCAAGUUCUUCUGCUGAUAGGCUAAUCAUAAUUUGGGGAGCAUAUGAUGGAAAAUAUGAGAAAACACUCUACGGUCAUAAUUUGGAAAUAUCGGAUGUUGCCUGGUCAUCAGAUUCCAGUCGUCUUGUUUCUGCCUCAGAUGAUAAAACUCUAAAAUUAUGGGAUGUGAGAUCUGGAAAAUGUUUGAAAACACUGAAGGGGCACAGUAAUUAUGUCUUUUGUUGUAACUUCAAUCCGCCAUCCAACCUAAUAAUCUCGGGAUCUUUUGAUGAGACUGUAAAAAUAUGGGAGGUGAAAACAGGAAAGUGUCUCAAGACUUUGUCUGCUCAUUCUGACCCAGUUUCUGCUGUUCAUUUUAAUUGUAGUGGGUCCUUGAUAGUGUCAGGUAGCUAUGAUGGCCUCUGUAGAAUCUGGGAUGCUGCAUCAGGUCAGUGUUUAAAAACGCUCGUUGAUGACGAUAACCCUCCUGUCUCUUUUGUAAAAUUUUCCCCAAAUGGUAAAUACAUUCUCACUGCAACUUUGGACAACACUCUUAAACUAUGGGAUUAUAGCAGAGGCAGGUGCCUGAAAACAUACACUGGUCAUAAGAAUGAGAAAUAUUGCAUAUUUGCCAAUUUUUCGGUUACUGGUGGAAAGUGGAUUGUGUCUGGUUCCGAGGAUAACCUGGUUUACAUUUGGAACCUUCAGACUAAAGAGAUUGUGCAGAAAUUACAAGGCCAUACAGAUGUUGUGAUCUCAGCAGCUUGUCAUCCUACAGAAAACCUCAUCGCAUCAGCAGCAUUAGAAAAUGACAAAACAAUUAAACUGUGGAUGAGUAACCACUAAUCCCUUUGAAAAUCAAGUAGUAGAGCCAAGUUGGCCAAAAAACUUGGAUAUUUAAAAAGGUGGUUUCUUUUAAUUUUGGCAGUUUGGUAUUUUAAAAAUUGUCUAUUGUUAAAUUUUGAGAUUCAUACACUACAUUUACAAAAUGAGAUAGUUGAAAAAGCACAUCUAGAAUUCAGCUUCUGACUACCAAUCUUUUUUGAGCAACUUUUUGUAAUUUUUAUGGAUUUAUAUCUAUGUCACUUUUAUUACAGGGAUAUAUUGCAUAGUGGUGAAAUCUGGGCGUAGUAUACCCUCACCCAAAUAGUAUACAUUGUACCUAGUAAAUACUUUCCCAUCUCUCACCCCACUCCCACCUUUGAAGGCUCUAGUGUCUAUGAUUCUGCUCUCCAUGUCCAGGUGUACACAUUGUUUAUCUCCCACUUGUGAGAACAUGUGGUUUUUGACUUUCUGUAUCAUUACUUCACUUAAUGGCCUCCAGGUCCAUCCAUGUUGUUGCAAAAGAUAAGAUUUCAUUCUUUUUUUA
Gorilla gorilla gorilla (western lowland gorilla) is the source of this 3014-nucleotide messenger RNA. RefSeq names its product WD repeat domain 5B (gene WDR5B). Gene Ontology annotation, molecular function: histone binding. NCBI's taxonomy places the organism in Eukaryota, Metazoa, Chordata, Mammalia, Primates, Hominidae. Gene Ontology annotation, cellular component: Set1C/COMPASS complex. The transcript has a single exon. Bases 1499 to 2491 code for a protein of 330 amino acids. The record is from RefSeq and is a predicted model, not a curated record.